UGCGAGAAAUCACAGGUUAAUCUCCUGGAUAGUCUGGAAUGGUGGUGAUGGAGGUAAAAGGUCAGAGUGUGCUAUUUUAUCUUUUUUUUCCAACGUCAUAAUCUUUCAUUGAAUCCACGCUCGAGCCUACAUGUAAUACAUAUCUGACUCUUUUAUUAAGGAUUUGUUCUUUAUCUCAUUAUGUUCUCAUCAAACACCACCUACAAAGGUGAGGUGGUCAGAGUGAGAAAUAAAGAGGGAGAGAGAGGCAGGAUAGGGAGAGUAUAAAAGAGAGAGUACAGAGGCUCCUCCUCGUUCGCUGCGUGUGUUUCUUGUGUGUUUUUCAGGCUGUUCUUCACUCACACUCUCGCUCAGCAGAGAUUCAGAGGUGGAGAGCAAAGAUUCUCACUGAGAAGAAAAAAAACAGGGGGGAAGGGCAACAGAUUUCCAUCCUCUCUCACCAGAAAAGAGACGUAUACAAGAGAAAAGAUGGAGAGGAUGCAGGGAGAGGCAGAGGGGGACCACCUGGAGAGACCAAGCCCACUGACUGACAAGGAGAAGGUGAUGAUCCAGGACUCCUGGGCGAAAGUCUACGAGAACUGCGAUGACGCCGGGGUGGCCAUACUCGUCAGGCUGUUUGUGAACUUCCCCUCAUCCAGGCAGUACUUCAGCCAGUUCAAGCACAUCGAGGAACCGGAGGAGCUGGAGAGGAGUGCACAGCUCAGGAAGCAUGCAAACAGAGUCAUGAAUGGCCUCAACACGCUGGUGGAGAGCCUCGACAACUCAGAGAAAGUGGCUUCGGUGCUGAAGCUGUUGGGCAAGGCUCACGCACUCCGACACAAGGUGGAGCCUGUGUACUUUAAGAUCCUGAGCGGUGUGAUACUGGAGGUCCUUGGAGAAGCCUUCUCAGAGGUUGUGACACCAGAGGUGGCCGCGGCCUGGACCAAACUCUUGGCUAUGAUGUACUGCGGCAUCAAUGCCGUCUAUGAGGAAGUGGGCUGGUCUAAGCACUCAAGCUCAAGUGGGUGAAGCUUUUAGUCUGGGUUUAUUGGACUUAUUAAGAGAUUUCACAUUUUUGGGCCACGGCUCAUGAUAGAGGGAGGAAUUGACUGUACUGACCAUUAAUGGGAAGCUAUGUAUCUGGGGAAUACAGUUUAAUCUAUUAUAAUUGUGGGUUAUGGGACAUACACUUUAAAUGAGUACUGGUACUGUGCCCUUUUGAUGGCUAAGAGAGACGUAGAAAUUAAAUCUCUCCUCGUUGUUUUUUAUACUCUUGUAAAGGACCAAAUUAUUAAGGAGAGAGGGAAAGUAAAUGCAAACAGUGGACAAGAGGAAGAGGUCACAUUUGACUUGGAUGUGCCUUCUACUGAAUGUGUAUAUCUAUAAAACUGCCAUGUAAAUACUGUUAUUUCUAAAUCUCAUGUGACGUUUCCUUCGAUUAGUCCGUGCCCACUUGUGUUCACUUAAUGAGGUAUUAGCAAGACAUUUAUACAUUUUCUAACAGUUAAUUGUGAUGAUUGUACAUUUUUUUUCAUUACGGCUCACCUUUGUAUCUGUAUUUAACAAUAUUUUGAAAUAAAAGAAAACCAUGAGACCUUA
Molecule: messenger RNA, 1578 nt
Organism: Trematomus bernacchii (emerald rockcod)
Lineage: Eukaryota; Metazoa; Chordata; Actinopteri; Perciformes; Nototheniidae
Product: cytoglobin-1-like
Exons: 4
Coding region: 469-1008 (179 amino acids)
Biological process (GO): oxygen transport
Molecular function (GO): heme binding; iron ion binding; oxygen binding
Source: RefSeq, a predicted model, not a curated record